AGAGCUGCAGCGUAAGAACUACAAUCCCCGACAGGGAGUGCGGGCGUGACGUCAUCAACAGGGGACGAGGCCCAGCGUUACUAUAGCGACGGAAGAGCGUUUAGGAGUCUGCUGAUCCCGGGAGCCGUGUGAAUGUGAAGCAAUGCCCCGCUCCAGUGAUAAUCUUUGGGACCUGGCCAUCGCCGAGGUGCAGGGCAAAGAAAAUGCUGAGGAUGAAUAUGCAGAGACUGAAAGAUCUGUGUUCUUCAUAGGCAACAAAAAUGGGGGAAAAACCAGCAUUAUCCUGCGCUGUAUUGACAGAGAUGAAGCUCCUAAACCUACGUUGGCAUUAGAGUAUACCUUUGGUCGGAAAGCAAAGGGGCACAAUACACCAAAGGACAUCGCUCAUUUUUGGGAACUUGGUGGAGGAACAUCACUGCUGGAUUUAAUUCAGAUCCCAAUAACUAGUGAAAAUAUCCGGACAUUUUCUAUAGUACUUGUUCUGGAUCUAUCAAAUCCUAAUAAACUUUGGCACACAAUGGAUAGCCUGCUACAAGCCACUAAGAAGCGUGUGGAUAAAAUUAUCUCCGAUAUUGGAAAGUCCAACUCCAAGGCAGCAAAUCAAAUAAUGCAGAACAUUUGGAGGAAUAUACCAAACAACCAUCCGGAUAGAGAAUUAAUUGACCCCUUUCCAUUGCCUUUGUUAAUUAUUGGAAGCAAGUAUGAUCUUUUCCAGGAUUUUGAGUCUGAAAAAAGAAAAAUAAUAUGCAAAACUCUCCGAUUUGUAUCCCAUUACUAUGGAGCAUCACUACUGUUCACUAGCAAGGCUGAAUCUCAUAAAAGUGUGCUACGAUCAUUUGUAAAUCAUUUUGCAUUCGGACAAGACAGGAGCAAGAUUGUGUCUGUGGAUCACAACAAGCCACUUGUCAUUCCAGGUGGAUCAGAUUCCUUAAGUCAGAUCGGAACCCCUCCAGCCUCUGACAGUGACCUGAGACAGGUUAAUGCCCGAACACCCAUAGAGCUGUGGAAGAAGACCUAUGAGAAAGUUUUUCCUCCAGAGAAUAAAAAUGAUUCCAAAGAUUUAAAGGACCCUGCCAAAGACUCACAAUACACAGAAAGGGACAUUGAUGCCAUGCGGGCUGUGAAGGAUCAGGAGCUGGAGCAGUACAAAAGGAACGCUGACAAGUCUUGGAAAUCAAUGACACUUGGACUUCAUGCACGAUAGAUGUAUUGGUAUUUAUUACAGAUAAGUUACAUUUGUGAAUACAUUUUGAUUGAAAAAAGAAAAACUUCAGAAUAAAAAAAGUUUGUAUGUUUUACACGUAAAUACAUUAAAACUACUAUAUACAAUCUACUCUAUAUGAGUUUUGAUACCAGUGCGCCCUCAAAGGGAAUGCGUCACCUUAUUUAUUUGAAUAAAAAUACAUACUGAUAUAAAACAGUUUUUUUUGUCAUC
Molecule: messenger RNA, 1435 nt
Organism: Hyla sarda
Lineage: Eukaryota; Metazoa; Chordata; Amphibia; Anura; Hylidae
Gene: DYNC2LI1
Product: dynein cytoplasmic 2 light intermediate chain 1
Exons: 13
Coding region: 143-1204 (353 amino acids)
Biological process (GO): intraciliary retrograde transport; intraciliary transport involved in cilium assembly
Cellular component (GO): axoneme; cytoplasmic dynein complex; ciliary basal body
Molecular function (GO): dynein heavy chain binding
Source: RefSeq, a predicted model, not a curated record